AUGGCUUCUGAUAAGAAGCCGUCGUGGGGCAACGUGAAGAAAGCGCGAGGCGUUGAGACACUGGUUUGGGGAACACUCUCCGCUGAUGCCUGUCGAGAGGUGCUGGGCUGUACCACUUCUGAACUCUAUGCCACCCAGCAGAUCAUAAAGGAGGGAGGGAUCAGAAACGGUCAGUUUGGCAGCAAUAUCAACACAGUCAACAUCAUUGCCGCCAUGUUCAUUGCCACUGGUCAGGAUCCUGCCAGCACUGCCGAGGCAUGCUGGAGCCAUCUGACUUCAGAACUUGACCCUAAGACGGGCGCACUCACCAUGAGUCUCUAUCUGCCUUCUCUGCCUGUGGGCACCAUUGGCGGUGGCACUGGAUUACCGAUGCAGAGGGAGGCUCUCAAAUUGCUUAAAUGCGAUGGUGAUGGAGCAGGGCAGAAAGAGCGGCUUGCUGGUCUCAUCGCCGCUUUUGGCCUUGCCUUGGAUGCCAGCACGAGUGCGGCGAUCACCAAUGACACGUUCACCGCCAGCCACAUGCGAUUAGGAAGGGGACAAGAGCGGCCGAAAUUAUGA
Messenger RNA from Fusarium odoratissimum NRRL 54006, 558 nucleotides. RefSeq names its product hydroxymethylglutaryl-coenzyme A reductase. The coding region runs from base 1 to 558 and encodes 185 amino acids. The transcript has a single exon. Gene Ontology annotation, biological process: coenzyme A metabolic process. Gene Ontology annotation, molecular function: hydroxymethylglutaryl-CoA reductase (NADPH) activity. The record is from RefSeq and is a predicted model, not a curated record. Lineage: Eukaryota; Fungi; Ascomycota; Sordariomycetes; Hypocreales; Nectriaceae.